CCCCAGGUCUCCUCCUCUCCGGCUGCGAAACCGACGACGGCACCAAACCGCCUCUCUCCCUCUCCCUCUCCCUCUCGGCCUUGCCGCCGCUUAACCUUCUCUCAGCUCCUUUACCCCCGUGCUGCCUUUCAGUCGAGCACGCUGCCCGUUCGUGAGGGCGGCGGCGGCUGCGGCGACCUUUUUAUUCGCCUUUUGUAUCGGAUCGCUUCCUUCCUUCCCCCUCGGCGUGGUUUGUGGGGCGACCCACGAGGCCGAGGACGCGGGCGGCGGAGGGUAAUCCGUGGUUUUGAGGGAGCCAAGAUUCGAUCUUGGUGAGACGGGCUCGGCUUCUCGGCGGUUUCUUUUUUUCUUUUGUUUUUCCCAUGGGGGAGAGGCGGUCCGGCUACAGGGACAGAGGGGGCGGCGAGCAAGGGAAGUAUUGGAGGCCACAGCGCCCGCACGGAGGUGGAAAUUUCUCAGUACCAUUGUGGGAAAAGAAAUUCUGCACUGAUGCUUGUGGAAUCCCAUGGGGUAAACUGUGUGAAACCAAGAAAUUGAUGUCACUGUACAAAAAUGUGGUUGUCUGGGAUGAUUCAGCUGCAUUAGAAGCUUUCAACGAUGCGAAGUCUCGUUUCUGUGCUGUAUACCAUGGCCAACCUUGUGAUAUCCCUUUGCCUGACCCAAACAUGUAUAUUGACAUGGUUAACCCAGAUGAAUAUAUUGAUCCUGAAUUGGUGGCUGAUCUUGAGAAGUCACGACGUUCUGUUCCCAAAAGGGAUAAUGCAGCUCCAGAUGGGUGGGACUCCUUUAUAUUUACAGAUAAGCCAGUUCCAGCCACAGGAUGGGGUGAUGGGGAGACAAGCAACACACCUGGCCGGCAAUACUCUGUGAACUGGAAUAAUCAGGUGGAACAGCCGACUGAAGCAAAUUGCAUGCAAAGUUCAGUAAAUUGGGGUAAUAAUGUCAGUCAGCCUCCUCAAACAACAGUUCAGCAAAGCUCAGGAAAUUGGGACAUGUAUGUUAAACAGCAAGGUCAAGGUAGCAACUGGGAGACACCAACCAUGCCCUGCAGCUGGGACAUGAAGGGUGACUCCCUGGAUGCAUGGAAACAGAAUUACGGCUGGGGUUCUGCAGCUAUAGAUUCAUUGGACAACUGCAGAGAUAACUAUUACAUACCUGACAGCCAGGGGUGGUCUUAUGGACGCUGGAAAAGGCGGAACAAUGAGGCAAGCAGAAGGAAUAACAGGAAUAGAGACAGAGGAGGUCCCAUUAGCUCAAAGGCCAUGAAACCAAAGUAUCAUGCUGAUGAGCAUAAUGGCGCCAAUAAUAGCUGGAGGCACUGCCGAGUAAGAAAUAACAUGCAUUACUCCUAUGAGAAUCCUGGUCGCAACCAGUCACUUGCAAUGUGAGGGAGACCAAUGGAGAGAGAAUGAAGACCCCUUUAGAUUAUGUUUCCUUCUUUCUUGAAGGUACUGUAGAUAGUAGUAACCACCACAACCUAGUGACAAUUUUGUCAUGCAGUUUGCAAUCUCGCUGUACAUAUCUAUAUAUGUGUGUUUGAGCUGAUUCAUUUUUGUUUACUGGCUGAAUUGCAACUUCAUUGUUGCGAGGUGGGAAUGAGGAUGGUCUGUUACAACUA
Molecule: messenger RNA, 1618 nt
Organism: Oryza brachyantha (malo sina)
Lineage: Eukaryota; Viridiplantae; Streptophyta; Magnoliopsida; Poales; Poaceae
Product: bifunctional endo-1,4-beta-xylanase XylA
Exons: 2
Coding region: 363-1388 (341 amino acids)
Source: RefSeq, a predicted model, not a curated record